Nelumbo nucifera (sacred lotus) is the source of this 626-nucleotide messenger RNA. RefSeq names its product DUF3148 family protein (gene CRR42). The record is from RefSeq and is a predicted model, not a curated record. NCBI's taxonomy places the organism in Eukaryota, Viridiplantae, Streptophyta, Magnoliopsida, Proteales, Nelumbonaceae. Gene Ontology annotation, biological process: NADH dehydrogenase complex (plastoquinone) assembly.
CUCUCUCUCUUCUUAUCUCUUAUUCAUGGCUUUCUCUCUCUCAAGCACUCUAAUCCCACAGUCUAAGCUUCCCUCCCUGCAACCAAACCACUUAAACCCUCGAAUUCGGAACCCAUCAUCUGUAGUAGUUAUUAAAUGUGAAUCAACGCCCUCAUCUCCAGAGGCGGAUUCGUCUGAAAGGAAUUCGAAACUUCAGAUUGGGUCUCCAAUAAUCGUCACUGAAGCUCCGAAGACAUUGAAAACUGCAGCUUCAGUUCCAUGUCUCAGGCUUAAUGAAGGUCUAGUGAAAGAGGGUGAUGUUGGAAGAAUUGUGGCAAGAAAGCCCAAGGAUGUAUGGGCAGUUCGUCUUGCCAUUGGCACUUAUCUUCUAGAUGGGAAGUAUUUCAGGCCCUUGGAUCUUAGAGAAUCUUGAAAGUUGAAUGGUUCUGAUUGGUUUGGUGAAGAGCCCAUUAGAAAUUCUUUAUGUAUAAACCCAAUAAUUUUUCUUUUUAUGAAAAAUUAUAUUUCCUACGUUGAUAGCUUUAGAGCUUUGCAUGGAAGAAUCAAAACGAUAAGUGAUUUCUGAUCAGAAGGAAAGAGAUUUGAAAGUGGUCCUUUACACUUGAUUGAAUCGUUUGCAUUGGUUA